AUGAAUGGUAUAAACGGGGCCAAUGGCACGUCAGCGGGAGCUAAGCUGUUGUGGAGGCACCCCUCCCCUGAGCGCACAGCAAUGUAUCGGUUCCUCCAGAAAGUGAACAAGACGCACGGACUGCGAUUGUCAACAUAUCCUGAGCUUCACCAAUGGAGCAUUGACAAUAUCGAUCCCUUUUGGCAGAGCGUUUGGGAGUUCGUCGGCAUCAGGGCUCAAGGCCAAGCAACAAGAGCAGUAGAUCCAAAUGCACCAAUGUUCCCUCGCCCUACCUUCUUUGAGGGUGCAACGUUGAACUUCGCCGAGAACUUACUCUUCCCUACCCAACAAACCGAACCAGAUUCGCCUGCCAUCAUCGCCGUAACCGAGACAACGCGCGAAACAGUGUCAUGGAAGGAGCUGAGGGAAAGAGUGAGACAGUGUCAGGCCGGAAUGAAGGCCCUGGGGUUGCAGAGAGGUGAUCGAGUUGCCGGCUAUGUUGCAAAUCACACGAAUGCGCUUGUGGCUAUGCUGGCUGCGACAUCACUGGGAGCCAUCUGGACAGCAGUCAGCCCAGACACAGGCGUACAUGCGGUACUGGAACGAUUGCGGCAGAUCGAACCUGUUAUACUCUUUGCAGACAACGCUGCUUUCUACAAUGGUCGAAGCCACCCAGUAGUACCGAAGGUCAACGAAAUUGCCGCCGGGUUACCUUCUCUGCAAGCAGUCGUGAUCUUCCCUACUGUGUCCUCAGUCGAUGUCGACCCCAAAUCCAUUGAUGUGGCUUUGGGUAAAGCCUACGACUAUGUUUCUUUCACGUCUUUGUCCAAAAAUACAGAGCUCACCUUUGAGCAACUCGGCCCAGACCACCCAGUAUACAUCCUGUACUCUAGUGGGACUACUGGUGCACCGAAGUGUAUUGUUCAUGGAGCAAUUGGGACACUUCUUCAACACAAGAAGGAGCAUAUCAUUCACUCUUCGAUUACACCCUCCUCACGACUGUUCUACUUCACGACUUGCACAUGGAUGAUGUGGCACUGGCUCGUGUCUGGCCUUGCUUCAGGGGCGACGCUUGUGCUCUACGAUGGUUCGCCCUUCCGUUACGUCGACAGCAACAACCCCUCAACCUCUGUCCCGGAUGAUCUUGCAAUGCAUCGCCUUAUCGAAGAGUAUGGCAUUACACACUUUGGUACUUCAGCGAAGUACUUAUCAGUUCUGGAGCAGAAGUCUGUUGAUCCCAAAGCUGCCGGGCUUGCCCUGGGAAAACUGGAGGCAAUCUACUCAACAGGUUCACCACUUGCUCCCUCGACAUUUUCGUACGUUUAUUCUGCUUUCCCACCUAGCAUCAACCUCGGCAGUAUCACAGGCGGCACAGACAUCAUCUCUCUUUUCGGUGCGCCGAAUCCUCUGAUACCCGUGUACGAAGGCGAGAUCCAAGCUGCUGGGCUCGGCAUGGCCAUCGCUGCCUUCGAUUACACGGGCGAAGAUAUAUCAUCGACUGGUGAGCCAGGUGAUCUUGUAUGCACAAAACCCUUUAUUUGUCAGCCCGUGGCUUUCUGGGGUGGCGAAGGCGCCAAGAAGUACCAGAGCUCAUACUUCGACAAGUUCACGAAUAAGAAAGGAGAGCAGAUCUGGCACCACGGCGACUUCGUACGCUUCAACCCUAGAACCGGUGGUAUCUGGAUGCUCGGACGGAGUGAUGGUAUUCUGAAGCCAGCUGGUGUUCGCUUUGGUUCAGCUGAGAUUUACAACGUUGUGCUUGAGCAUUUUGCCGAAGAAGUCGCGGAUGCGCUAUGCAUUGGGCGGAGGAGAGAGACUGAUGCGGAUGAAACCGUGGUACUCUUUUUGAAGAUGGCAGAGGGACAUCGGAUUUCGAACGACUUGGUAUUGAAGAUCAAGAACUCUGUCAAGAACUCGUUAAGUGCAAGGCACGUUCCUGCUGUUGUGGACGAGUGCCCUGAGAUUCCAGUUACUACAAACGGGAAGAAGGUUGAGGGCGCGGUCAAACAGAUACUUUGCGGUCUGAACGUGAAAACAUCUGCAAGCGUCGCAAACGCAGAGUGUUUGGAUUGGUACCGAGAGUGGGCCAGUUCACAUUAG
Molecule: messenger RNA, 2079 nt
Organism: Ascochyta rabiei
Lineage: Eukaryota; Fungi; Ascomycota; Dothideomycetes; Pleosporales; Didymellaceae
Product: Acetoacetate--CoA ligase
Exons: 3
Coding region: 1-2079 (692 amino acids)
Biological process (GO): lipid metabolic process
Cellular component (GO): cytosol
Molecular function (GO): acetoacetate-CoA ligase activity
Source: RefSeq, a predicted model, not a curated record